Cannabis sativa is the source of this 687-nucleotide messenger RNA. Its product is annotated as large ribosomal subunit protein eL27x. The record is from RefSeq and is a predicted model, not a curated record. Gene Ontology annotation, biological process: translation. Gene Ontology annotation, molecular function: structural constituent of ribosome. The coding region runs from base 74 to 481 and encodes 135 amino acids. Lineage: Eukaryota; Viridiplantae; Streptophyta; Magnoliopsida; Rosales; Cannabaceae. The transcript has a single exon. Gene Ontology annotation, cellular component: cytosolic large ribosomal subunit; ribosome.
CACACGCUAGGGUUUUUGCCCAAAUCUAGAGAGAGAGAGAGAGGAGAACAGAAGAGAGAGGCACAGAGCGAAAAUGGUGAAAUUCUUGAAGCAAAACAAGGCCGUAAUCGUCCUCCAAGGACGUUACGCUGGACGCAAAGCCGUCAUCAUCCGUAACUUCGACGACGGAACUCGCGAUCGUCCCUACGGUCACUGUUUGGUCGCCGGAAUCAACAAGUACCCAAGCAAGGUUAUCCGUAAAGAUUCAGCUAAGAAAACCGCUAAGAAGUCACGAGUGAAAGCCUUCGUGAAGCUCGUUAACUACCAGCACUUGAUGCCGACUCGUUACACACUCGAUGUUGAUCUCAAGGAUGUUGUUAACGUUGAUGUUCUUCAAUCUAAGGAUAAGAAGGUCACGGCUUUGAAGGAGGCGAAGAAGCGUUUCGAGGAGAGGUUCAAAACUGGAAAGAACCGAUGGUUUUUCACCAAGCUCAGGUUUUAAAUCAAUGUAUGGAAAUGGAAGAUUAUGAGAGAGCAAAAUUUGGUUUUUAGAUUUUUGGGUAUUUUUCUAAACGAAUGUUUUUGUUUCUUGCUCUUUUUUUUAAUGGAUAUUUUUGAGUUAAAAAAUACUUAUUAUUAGGUUCUAUUUUGAUCUUAAUUAUGUUGUUUUGUGUUAAGUCGAUGAAAUUAAUUUUGGUAUUUAUAUCA